UAUUGCUGGAUUUCGGACUUGCCUUGUAUAGUCAACAACACCGACUCCUGCUAAACAACCAGUGCUGUCACACGCAAGCGUGAAAUCUGACGUGAUGCUCCAGCCACCGUCCCAUUCAAACGUUUCUCGGGAUCCUCCCUUCAGACAGUCGUGCGUAUGCGCUGCUAACGCCACAGCGGCAUUGUCAGAGCAGAAUUUGAACACAGGCGACAGAUUAACAGAGAGAAAUCAAUAGGUAACUUGGUCUGGAUUGAUUUUUUUCUGCGGCAAUGUAAAGAUGGCGAGAGUGCUCCACAACUUGCUGUUAUUUCUGAUCAGACUUGCGCUUAAAAUCAGAGUUUUGGGGUAUUGGUCGCUUAUAUACGGUUAUUGUGGUCUGUGCACCGUCGUAGCCCUGCUGAAACUUUGGUGGAACAUCGUCCUGAGGCCGACAACAACCUUCCAAUGGGUGACUCGUGAAACUCCCCCGGCUUGUCUGAAUGACACGUCCUUGGGAACCCACUGUUAUGUUAGGAUCAAGGAGUCUGGCCUCAGGUUUCACUAUGUUGCUGCUGGAGAGAGAGGAAAGCCACUCAUGCUGUUCUUACACGGAUUCCCUGAGUUCUGGUUCUCCUGGAGAUACCAGCUGCGAGAGUUUAAGAGUGAAUUCCGUGUGGUGGCCAUCGACAUGCGGGGCUAUGGGGAGUCAGACUUGCCGCUCUCACCCGAAAGUUAUCGCUUCGAUCACCUGGUCACCGACGUCAAGGACAUUGUGGAGUACUUAGGAUACAACAGAUGUUGCCUCGUUGGCCACGACUGGGGAGGAACCGUAGCGUGGCUGUUUGCCAUUCAUUACCCAGAGAUGGUGACGAAGCUCAUUGUUCUCAACUGUGCCCACCCUUCUGUGUUCGCAGAUUACGCUCUGCGUCACCCCAGCCAGCUGCUGAAAUCCAGUCAUUUCUUUUUCUUCCAGCUGCCCCGCUUCCCGGAGCUCAUGCUCUCCAUCAAUGAUUUCAAGGCUCUGAAGGCCUUGUUCACCAGCCGAAACACGGGGAUUGGAAGGAAAGGUCGAUGGCUCACUGCAGAGGACUUAGAGGCCUAUCUGUACGCUCUCUCACAGCCGGGAGCUCUGACUGGAGCCCUCAACUAUUACAGGAAUGUCUUCAGCUCUCUUCCCCUGAGCCCGAACCACGUCAGGUCUCCAGUGCUGCUGCUGUGGGGGGAGCGAGACGCCUUCUUGGAGCAGGAAAUGGCAGAGGCUUGCCGCCUCUACAUCCGCAAUCAUUUCCGUCUCAACAUCAUCUCUGGAGCCAGUCACUGGCUGCAGCAAGACCAGCCUGAUAUUGUAAACACCCUCAUAUGGACCUUCCUCAAGGAGGGAGAGGGACGCAAAAGCUACAGGAACUAAAUCCACAGAGAGGCCUCCUCCAGCCCCCCCCCCCCCCCCCCCCC
Molecule: messenger RNA, 1431 nt
Organism: Labrus mixtus (cuckoo wrasse)
Lineage: Eukaryota; Metazoa; Chordata; Actinopteri; Labriformes; Labridae
Gene: ephx4
Product: epoxide hydrolase 4
Exons: 7
Coding region: 278-1387 (369 amino acids)
Molecular function (GO): hydrolase activity
Source: RefSeq, a predicted model, not a curated record